UGGAUUCUCCUGGUCGGGCUCCGUCUGUCACUCUUUAGUGUGGGCGUCGUGAGAAGCUACGUCAUCGACAUUCCCAGACCCUUCCCUCUUUUCCCUCCCCUUCCCCCCCGGUGGCUGGGAAUUUUCCUCUGUCGCUGUGAGCAGAAGCCGUACUGGGCCACCUUCUACAAAUCUGGGUCCCGGGGCUUUGCUGCAAGACCCUCGGGCCUGCCUUCCCACGUGACGCCGUGUUCCUGCCUCUUAUUUUGACGAGAGGGUUGCAGCGAUCUGCUGGCCAGCACAAUGGACGUCUUCAACAGGAACAUUGACUUUGAUGCCAUCUUCAAAUUCUCCCACAUCUCCACAUCAACCCAGCAGCACCUGAAGAAGGUCUAUGCUACCUUUGCACUGUGCAUGUUCGUAGCAGCAGCUGGUGCUUACAUCAACCUGGUAACUCAGCUGGUGCAGUUUGGCCUGCUGACUAGUCUGGGAGCUCUUGGCCUUAUGAUCUGGCUGAUGGCCACACCCCACAGCCGGAAAACGGAGCAGAAACGACUGGGCAUUCUGUCAGGCUUUGCCUUCCUCUCUGGAGUUAACCUGGGACCUCUGCUGAAGAUGGUCAUCGCCAUCAACCCCAGCAUCAUCCCAACUGCUUUCCUGGGCACAGCUGUGAUCUUCAGUUGCUUCUCCCUGAGUGCCCUCUUCGCUAAGCGCCGUGCCUACCUGUACCUGGGAGGUUUUCUGUUCUCUGGCCUCUUUCUGAUGCUCUUUCUCUCCCUGAUCAAUAUGUUUGUGGGCUCCACCUGGCUUUUCACAGCUAACCUCUACAUUGGACUCAUGGUCAUGUGUGGCUUUGUGCUGUUUGACACUCAGCUCAUCAUUGAGAAGGCUGAGAGGGGAGACGGGGACUACAUUUGGCACUGUGUGGAUCUCUUCCUGGAUUUCAUCAGCAUCUUCCGAGAGCUCAUGACCAUCUUGGGCAUGAACGAGAGCAACAAGAAGAAGAAAGAGAAGUGAAGGAACAGUGGUCGCCUACACGAAGUCCCCUUCUCUACCCGCCCCCUUGCCUCUUUCUUGCUUCCAUUCAACCUGACCUGUAUUAAAGGGUGCCCGCAUUGUUCGGUGUGAAUGAGAUCUGUGACACUUUCAUACUUCGUAGAAACUGGAUUUUUUUUCUUGGUUUUUGAGCUUUUUUGUAAAAAGAAA
This is a messenger RNA of Gekko japonicus, 1185 nucleotides long. RefSeq names its product transmembrane BAX inhibitor motif containing 6 (gene TMBIM6). Gene Ontology annotation, molecular function: enzyme binding. Gene Ontology annotation, cellular component: mitochondrial membrane. The record is from RefSeq and is a predicted model, not a curated record. Bases 283 to 996 code for a protein of 237 amino acids. Gene Ontology annotation, biological process: negative regulation of RNA splicing; negative regulation of apoptotic signaling pathway; negative regulation of endoribonuclease activity. The transcript has 10 exons. NCBI's taxonomy places the organism in Eukaryota, Metazoa, Chordata, Lepidosauria, Squamata, Gekkonidae.